Motacilla alba alba is the source of this 2340-nucleotide messenger RNA. RefSeq names its product carbohydrate sulfotransferase 5-like. The record is from RefSeq and is a predicted model, not a curated record. Lineage: Eukaryota; Metazoa; Chordata; Aves; Passeriformes; Motacillidae. The transcript is spliced from 5 exons. Gene Ontology annotation, cellular component: Golgi membrane. The coding region runs from base 886 to 2067 and encodes 393 amino acids. Gene Ontology annotation, biological process: keratan sulfate proteoglycan biosynthetic process; N-acetylglucosamine metabolic process; carbohydrate metabolic process. Gene Ontology annotation, molecular function: N-acetylglucosamine 6-O-sulfotransferase activity.
CAGCCCGUUGUGCAGGGGGCAUUAUCCUCUCGUUCUACUCGCACGAGGCGAGCGGGACGCGGCCGCGCCGAGCUCUGUUCGCCUGGGGGUGCUGGGCCGGGAUGGAGGGAGGAGGCGGGGGCCGGGAGGAGGGGGCUGCUGCGACAGGCAGGCCCGAGGCACGCGGGACCCCGCGGAGGGGAGGCGGCGGGGCGCUGGCUGCUGCUGCGGCGGCCAGGCGGUGUUGCCACGAGCCGGCUUCGGCGAGCCAGCCGGGAGCCCGCGGGCUGGGCGCUCGCACGAUGCCCGUGCCUGGCUGCGGGGCGGCGCCGCUGCCCGCCGCGCCCGUCCCACUCGUGCUGGGCGGGGCCGGCCAGCGGACCGCCUCUGCUCGGGGAUGCUCCGGGGGCGGGGCGGGUCAGCUUCCCGGGCUCCUCCCGCUGCCCCGGCGCCUCGGCCACGUCUGAAAGCGGUUCAUUGUCUCUGUUGGCGGCUCGGAGCCGCGGCGGUGGCGAGAGGCGGCGACGAGGAGAUGUGUUUGAGCGGGUCACGCACACCCCUGCUUGUGGCGGCGGACUAGCGGUAAUACCAGUUGCGGCGGAGCCGAUGUCGCACUGACAGAGGUAAAGCUGUCGAAAAUCAGCCUGGUUAUUUUAGGUGAAGGUGACAUGCUGAUCGGAAGCAUUUGUCAGUAUUUCUUAGCUGCAACAGUUGCUUCAAGUGAGGCACACAGGGCGCACCUCAGCCCAGUCGUCCUCGGACUGUUUGAAUUUGAGGACGCUAUUGUACCAGUGCAGGCAGAGUCUCAAUGGAAGAAAUCAAUCUGGGAAAUCAGCAGAAUCAUGGAAUAUUCUGAGCUGGAAGGGACCCACAACUGACUUUUUUCAUUGCCCUUCCUCAGUGAAAAUGGCAAGGAUUCGGAUUCCUAGCACAAUUGUUAUAAUUUUUGUUACAGUUCAGACUGGAUUCUUACUCUUCAUGUAUGCUCGGUACAGUAGCUUCAUGCCUCAGUCUGAGGAGAAACCAUCGCAAGUCCACAUACUUAUUCUCUCCUCUUGGCGGUCAGGAUCUUCUUUUGUUGGUCAGCUUUUCAGCCAGCACCCCAGUGUCUUCUACCUGAUGGAGCCUGCAUGGCAUGUGUGGGUUACAAUGUACCAGAACAGUGCCAAAGUCUUACACAUGGCAGUGCGGGACUUAGUCAGGUCGGUCUUUCUGUGUGACAUGUCUGUGUUUGAUGCUUACAUGCCUUGGAAAAGAAACUUAUCCGAUCUUUUCCAGUGGGCAGCAAGUCGGGCUCUGUGUUCAGCUCCUGCUUGUGACUCUUUUCAACGAACUGACAUAACCAGUGAAUUGGCAUGCAAGACUCUUUGUGGACGGUAUCCAUUCAGCAAGGUGGAGGAAGCCUGUAAAACUUACAGCCAUGUUGUCAUCAAGGAAGUUAGAUUCUUUGACUUGAAGGUCCUCUACCCCCUCCUCACUGAUCCGUCCCUGAAUCUCAAAAUUAUUCACUUGGUACGUGACCCCAGGGCAGUUGUUAAGUCAAGGGAACAAUCCGUGAAAGCAUUAGCCCGUGACAAUGGAAUUGUCUUGAGUACCAAUGGCACUAAAGUGGAAGAUAGCAAAUACAAAGUAAUGCAAGAGGUUUGUAGAAGUCAUGUUCAGAUUUAUGAAACAGCUACUCUAAAACCACCUAAUUUCCUGAAAGAUCGCUAUUUAAUGGUCCGUUUUGAAGAUCUGGUAAGAGAUCCAUUAUCUGAAAUCUCAGAAAUGUAUAAAUUUGCAGAUCUUAGUUUGACUCCCAGGCUCAAAAGCUGGAUCUAUAAUAUCACACAUGGACAGGGACCGGGGAAAAAAAAAGAAGCCUUCAAAAUAACAUCCCGAGAUGCAGUUAGUGUUUCACAGGCCUGGAGAAAUGUUCUUUCCUUUCAGAAAGUUAAGAAAAUACAGGAAGUUUGCAAAGGUGCUAUAAACAUUCUUGGUUAUCAGCUAGUGGAUUCAGAAAAAGAACAAAGAGAUCUGACAUUGGAUUUGGUGUUGCCAAGACGACAAAACCAAUUCAGUUGGUCAUCAUUUAAUCCAAAGCACUGAGACAUUUUUGAGAAAUCUGGGGAGGUGGGGCAGGGUAGUUGUUUAUUUCUAUACUGUGCAGCAUAUAGUAAUUGGAAAAUCCUUGGCUGAUGAGUUUAUCUUUUCGUCUACUCCUUUUCUGUUAAUGUAAGAAGGUUUUUUUUCCAUGAGUUUUUUACAUAUUAAAAAAAAAAAAAGACAGCAAAAUACUUGGUCAGCCUGUUACUGUGCUGCUCACAGCAUUGUUUUAAGAAUAUAAUUUCAGCACUUUGUAUUAAAAGAUGGAUUCUCAAA